AUGUCUUCACCAGUCCAGCAGCAAGCAAGCAACCUCGCUCGUGGCGCUGGGCCUGUCGAACAUUUUGCGGCAGUCACAAGCACAACAGCAGAGCAAAUGCUAGAGAUCCCACCUGCCGCAGCGGCUGCACGUCGUGAUCUUGCCGGAGAGCUAGUUUCACAUGAAGAGAUUGAUCUCACGGCCGAGCCUGAUUCCAUAUCAUAUAUUAGCGAGGAUGCUCGGAUUACACAGGUUCGAGCGUUAAGUACAGUGUUCUGGAGAAUUCUCCAGAAAGCAUCCAAUGGCUCUUCAAUUAUCCAUGUUGAAACCCUUGAACUCAUUCCCCGUAUAUUGGAAGGCGCCCUUCAAAUUGCGGCGCUUUAUAGUGUGCGAGAACGGCUUCACAGGCUCGAGUCCGAAUACGCGGGUGCUAGCGGUCAUAUUGGAGAACUUAGGGAGGCGAACCAGCGAUUGGACCGUAAAUGGAAGAAGCUAGAGAGGGAACUAAUCGAUGCUCACUGCGCCAAUCAGCUCUUGAGGAUUGACAAAAGACGUUUAGAAGGUGAAUUAAAAUUCGCGAUUGGGGACCCUACCGGAGACGCAACAGAAUCAGAUACGGGAAGGGGGCGAGGGAAGAGAAGGAGAGGAGAGAAUGACAUUUCUGAGGAGACGCUUAGAAACAUGGAUGGAUCAGACGUAGAAGCUGGAGACGCGGGGAAGAGCCAACGAGAGAUGUGA
Molecule: messenger RNA, 717 nt
Organism: Venustampulla echinocandica
Lineage: Eukaryota; Fungi; Ascomycota; Leotiomycetes; Helotiales; Pleuroascaceae
Exons: 8
Coding region: 1-717 (238 amino acids)
Source: RefSeq, a predicted model, not a curated record